GACGGCAAGUGACGGCUGUUCAAGGUAGCUUACGUUAGCCAUUCGUCGAUGUACAUUGUAGGGUGCGGUAUGAUAUCUAUUGUACUUUUAGUCUGAUAUGAAAUUGUAGUAAAAUUCUUCUUCGCCACAUCUCCGUCGAUGUUUAUGGAUUGCCAGAAAUUGACGUGUCUUUGAACGGACUUCCAGGUAACGUUACGAAAAUGCCAUUGCAUGGAAAAAUAGUCGUGAUUAAGAGGACUGGAGGAGAUGGGACUGAAUUUCCUCUUACUGCAACGUGCUUAUUUGGAAGGAAGCCUGACUGCGAUAUUCGUAUUCAGCUUCCUCAAGUCUCCAAGGAGCAUUGCAGAAUUGACUUGAAUGAAAAUAAAGAGGUCAUUUUGACAAAUUUGAGCUCAGUGAAUCCAACUCGUGUCAACGGAGAGGCUCUGCAGCAGUCUGAGCGUUUGAAGCAUGGAGAUGUGAUAACUGUUAUUGACCGUUCUUUCAGGUUUGAGUACCCACCAGCACCCACACCAAAGAAGAGGUCUUCCAUAGGAGGCAAAACUGAAACCUUCAAAGUUCUUCAAGAUCAGCAAGUGGGGGACACAGUCACCACUGAAAAAGGAGAAAAGAGGAUCUCUGAAGUGUCCACAGACCCUCAUCUGAAAGAUGGAACUAACCAUGACAACAUCCAGCGAUCCCUGGAGAAUACUGUGGAGGUGGAGUCCAAGGAGGAUGAUAGCCUGCUGCAAAGCAAGACCACCUCCCCCUUCAAUGAUCUGUAUCAAAUGAUCAAAAAAUCUCUGGAUGUCAAGACUCCUCGGAAAUCUUCUGCCAGUCUGCUUCAAACACCUACCUCGAGGUUUUGCACUCCAAAACCUUGUUCAGUCAUGAAAAAUUAUGGAAAACCUGUCAUUUCCACAGAAGACAAGAGCACUCCUAAGAAGAAUGAAACUAAAGUCUCUCUUGGAGCAGGUGAAACUGAGGGGGAGGCUGGAAGAAUAAGUAAUGGGACCCCAAAGUCUGUUAAGAAGCAGAGGAAGUCCUUCCAGGUUCCUUCCACCGAGAUGGCCAGACCCGAAGCUGAAAAUGCUGCCAAGUCUGAAGCAACUUCACCCCAGAAGAGAAACCGUGCAACCCCUCCGAGGUUUACUGUAUGUGAGGUUAUUGAGCAAGUUUCCACUCAACUUCUCAAGUCACCUAUGAGGAGGAGAAGCAAGGAGGCCACGCCAACCAAAUCUGCAGUGACUAAGGAGCAAGAAGAGCAAGUAGUGACUUCUCCCAAAACACAGCAUCUUCGAAAGGCAUCACCAAGGAACUCAGGAAAAGCUGAAAAAAUGACAGAGACAUCCAAAAAACGCAAAAGUGGAGAACUUGCGGCCGACUUGCCCAUAUCACAAAUGAAGAGGAAACGGGUUUCCUUUGGAGGUCACCUGAGUCCUGAGUUAUUUGACAAACGACUGCCUCCUGACUCUCCAUUACGCAAGGGGGCUGCUCCGCGGAGAAGCUUGUGUCUGUCUAAACCCAACCAGUCGCUCCUUAGACGAGCAUCGGUCAUCGGCUUGAUAAAGUUUGAACAAGAGCAUCCAGAUGAGCAAAUUAUGCAAUGUCCUGCAAAAAUGAGGACUCCAUUGCCUAAGAAGUCAUCAAGUGCCAAGAAUGCUUCUCCCAAGGCUGCAUCUCCAGCAAAGAAGUCGCCAAAAUCCAGGACCCCUUCUCCCAAGGCUGCAUCUCCAGCAAAGAAGUCGCCAAAAUCCAGGACCCCUUCUCCCAAGGCUGCAUCUCCAGCAAAGAAGUCGCCAAAAUCCAGGACCCCUUCUCCCAAGGCUGCAUCUCCAGCAAAGAAGUCCCCAAAAUCCAGGACCCCUUCUCCCAAGGCUGCAUCUCCAGCAAAGAAGUUCCCAAAAUCCAGGACCCCUUCUCCCAAGGCUGCAUCUCCAGCAAAGAAGUCGCCAAAAUCCAGGACCCCUCCUCCCAAGGCUGCAUCUCUAGCAAAGAAGUCGCCAAAAUCCAGGACCCCUUCUCCCAAGGCUGCAUCUCCAGCAAGAGGAUGGUCCCCCUUCAGAAACAAAGUAGAAACUCCUAAGGCCAAUGGACAGCCUAAGAAUCAAUGCAAGUCUGUCACACCUGGAGUCCAGACCCCCACAGUACAAGGGCGCUUCUCUGUGUCACGCAUCAGCACACCAUCUCCAAUUGCAGGUGAUGCUGUUACUGACCAGGUGCCUUUAGUCACUCCUAAAAUACCCCUGAGGAGGAAGAGCACCUCACGUAAGACUCAAAGUACGGCAAAGAGCGCUGUGAAAGUAAUGCCUAGAAGAAGUGGCAUUUCACGGGCAUCUAUGAAACUCUGGGCAGAUGUUGUGAAAUUUGGGCUGCCUAAGGCUCAAGUGGCUGCUCCAGCUAAAAAAAUAGUCGCCAAAAAGACAACGAAGAAGACUGUGUCCAAACCACAGACCCCUGCAAGAGAACUCAAGGGCCAUGUCAGCACUGGACAUGCAAAUUCACCUGUUACCAUUGUUUUGAGCAGAGCUCUCAUUCAAAAGGUUGUACAGCCAACUGGUGCUGCACCAAGACUGGUAACCAAUACUGCACUCCUUAAAAAGAACAUGAAAAUGGAUGAGGACUUGACUGGAGUUUCUGAAAUGUUUAAAACCCCUGUAAAUGAAAGGAUGAGGAGAUCUGUUAUCAAUGACACAAGUGCCAUGAAGACACCAGUGGGAGGUCUUGGCACAUCUGUGGUAGAACCAUCAAUGUUGAACACACCAGAGGAGCCAGGCGAAAUGAUGGUUUCACCACUGAGUGUUUCAUCAUCAGUGAAAGACACAAACUACAACAGCGAGGCAGUCCAACGCCUCCUCCAAGAAUCUAGCUUCGUCAGUGACAUCCCUGCUUUGGAGACUAACUCUGAUUCUAGUGAACAGCAGUGCACAGAUUUGAAGACUACCUCUGUAACAACUCCCAAACAGAAGCCUGAAUUACCGGAGUGUCUCACUGGAGUGAAGAGGAUCAUGAUGACGCCAAGACAGAAGGCUGAGGCUAUUGAGGACUUGAGAGGGAGACUUCUGAGAACUCCUAAACAGAAGCCUGAACUGCAGGAGUGCCUCACCGGAGUAAAGAGGAUCAUGAAGACCCCAAGACAGAAAGCUGAGCCUGUUGAGGACCUGAGAGGGAAGAUUUUGAAAACUCCUAAGCAGAAACCUGAACCGCAGGAGUGCCUCACCGGAGUAAAGAGGAUCAUGAAGACCCCAAGACAGAAAGCUGAGCCUGUUGAGGACCUGAGAGGGAAGAUUUUGAAAACUCCUAAGCAGAAACCUGAACCGCAGGAGUGCCUCACCGGAGUAAAGAGGAUCAUGAAAACCCCACAAUGUGAGGCUGAACCUCUCGAAGACCUUCAAGCAAAACUUCUGGAAACUCCCAAAGUUCUAGAGGCUGGUGAUGUGAGUUUGGAUGGUGUUAAGGAACUUGUUGAGACACCAGCACACAUGCAAGAAUCUGAAGACCUAUCUCAAAUGACAGACAUGAAAACUCCAAACAUGAAGAGCUCCCCAUUGGUAUGUCUCACGGGUAUCAAGAGAAUAAUGAAGACACCCAAGGAAAGAAGUGCUCCAGUUGAAGAUAUGGAUGGCGUGAAGAGCCUCAUGAAAACUCCUAGAGAUGAGAAUGAACCUCUUGAGGAGAACUUGAGUAUUAAUUCACCAGUGGAAGACUUUGAGGGACUUCAAGAGCUCGUGGAGGAGCCACUGAUUGAUCCCACAGGACAGCUGGAGACAAAUGAGGUUGAAGAUCAAACGCCUCUGGAUUGUGGUGGAGACGUUGCAAAAGAACUAGACUUUGCCCAUGAGGAGCCACAAGACGAUGUGCCAUCAGAUGUGAUCGAUGUGCCCCAAGUUGAGAUGGGAAAGGAAGCAGAUGCAAAUGAAGUUAUUGAUGACCAUUUAGAGGAGGUGCCAAAUGGACACGAUGAUAAUGAAUCAUCAGAUGCCAUGGAAACUAUCUCUCAAGCAACUAUAGAUGAGAAUUUAUCUGUGGAAGAACCUGAAGUGGAGGCUGCUACUGGCAAAGUCACAGACAUGGAAACUGCUGGAGAUCCUGACCAUGAAAAGAAAUCUGUUCGAGGCAGAAGGGCAAAAACAGUGGAAUCUAAAGCAGCUGAGGAUAAACAGGAGGCAACAGAACAUUCUGAAGAUCCUGUCGUCCCUGCUCCAAUCAGAGGAAGAAGAGGGAAGAAAACUGAAGCUAUUGCAGCACCUGCUGUUAGACAAACGACAAGAAGCAGAAAUGCAAAGACCACUGAAGGCAGGGAUGUUGACCUCACAACGGAGAAAAGUGCUCUGCCUCCCAAAGUUGCCCUUAAGCCUAAAAGAGGAAGAAAUGCCAAAAAAGCAUCUACUGAUCAAGCUGAAACUGUCCAAGAGGUUGCCACUGAAACUGAAAUGGUGCCACCUGAGAGUGAACAGAGUCCCCCGGUUGAUGUAGCAAAUGAGAGUGCAGCACCCCUGGAGAAGGCCGUGUUGAAGCCCAAGCGAGGUCGAAAAGCUAAACAACCUGAACAGUCGGUGCCAGAGCAGCAAGAUUUGCCUUGUACUCGCAAUGGUGAUGUUCCCCAAGCUGACCUAGCAAAAGCAUAUGCAAAUGAAGUCUGUGGUGACCAGCUGGAGGCGGUGCCCAAUGGAAGUGACGAAAAUAAAUCAUCAGAUGCCAUGGAAACUGUUCCCCAGGCACCUGUAACUGAGAGUGUACUUGAAGUGGAGACUGCAACUUGCAAAGUCACAGAAAUGGAUGCAGCUAUUGUUCAGAAGAAAUCUGUUCGAGGCAGAAGGGCGAAACUAAUGGAAUCUAAAGCAGCUGAGGAUAAACAGGAGGCAACAGAACAUUCUGAAGAUGCUGUCGUCCCUGCUCCAGUCAGAGGAAGAAGAGGGAAGAAAACUGAAGCUACUGCAGCACCCGCUGUUAAACAAACGACAAGAAGCAGAAAUGCAAAGUCUCAAGAAAGUACCUCUGAUCAACCUGAAAUAGUACCAGAUAAUGCUGUGGAAACAACACUGGUUUCCACUGAAGCUGCGAGUGACCAGACUUCUCCUAUAAAUACCCAUCAAGAAGAAGAUUAUCCUGCAGAGGAAGCUGUUGUGAAGACCAUUAGAGGGAGAAAAACUAAACAAACACCUGUUGAGCCACCUCAACUAGAGCCAGAGAAAAAUGAAGUUGUGAAUGACAAGCAUCUGAUGGCUCAACCUCAAAAGUCCAUCCCUACUCUUGGAAAACCUAGAAGAGGGAGAAAGACAAAACCUGAUACUGUUGAACAAAAUGACGUGGCAGAAGACACCGUUGUUACUGUGGAGACCAAGCAGCAGUCUCUGCCUCCAGUCAGGGCUAAGAGGGGAAGAAAUGCCAAACAGGAAGAACAAAAGCUAGAGAACGAUGGCCAGACUACUUCAGUUGAGACUACUAAACCCCAGGAGCCGGUUAAAAAAUUGAGAACCAAGAAGGCAGAGCAAGACUAUGUAGAACCAAGGGAAGUCCAAACCGUUGACAUGGUUGUCCCAGAGGAGGCUGAAGCUCCACUUGUUGCUGAGCCAGUUAAGAUGAAUGAACAUGCUACCGUGGCUGCAAAACCCAGAAGAGGAGGGCGAAAAGCAAAACAAGACACUGAGAGUGAAACCCCUGUCGAAUCCACUGAGGUCCAAGAGGUCCCUGCUGUCAGCGCCACAGACAAACUCAAACGGGGUAGGAGAGGAAAACAAGUUACUGAAGAGGUUGGAGUCACUACUGUAAUAUCAGAGGAAAAACCUGACCAUGAGCUGGAAGCUGAAGAGAAGAAUAACACUGAGCCAGAUGAGUCAGUCAUUAAACAUAGCAGGGCAAGAGGGGGGAGAACUGUGAAAAAUGAAGUUUCACAAGCCAUUCCAGCCAAGAGAGCCCGUCGAGGUGCAGCUCUUCCCCUUGAGGAGACCAAUGCAAAAUCAGCGGUCCUGGUUUCAGAGUCUGCGUCAACUUCAUUACAGCCAGUGAAGAAGGGGGGACGUGCAGCAGCAAAGCCCGCAACAGAAGAUGUCAGUGACCAGGCAAAUCCCACUGAAGACUUACGCAGUGCUGUUGUGGACAUAAAAAUGUCCAAAAGAUCUGUGAGGUGGAAAUCAGACUUGCAAGUCUCUGAGAUUUCAAAAGUAACACCUGUAAAGGCAGUCCGAGGCAGGAAGUCAAAACUUGGACACCAAGUUGACACUGAAAGCAAAAAUGUGUCAAAGGAUGGCAACAAAACUGAAGAGAAGGAACUCUCAGAUGAAGUUGUCGAAGCUCAGCCCGUCAAGAGAGCAAGGCGAGGAAUAAAGGUCGCUGAUGUAACCGCUGGCGAAGCAGUGUCCACAAGCAAGGUGAAAAGUGUUGCCGCUGAGGCACAGCCAAAAACCCGAAGUGGAAAAUCAGUAAAGAAAUAAAAGCAUUUGUAUAUGUUCUUAAUCAUAAUUAUUUUUUUCCUUCUAUUUUUGAAACAGUCAUUUUUUAGGUUGAUUGUAUGGCAUUUUAGAAAGAAGUUUUAUAGACUGAAAAUGAAGCACUGCUUUUUUUUCCAAUGCAGCAGGGAAUCUUGUUUUAACCAUUUAUGUUGUGACAAGUUGUGUUGUCCAUUACUUUGCAAAUAUUUUUUAUGUUGAAAGAAGUGGUUAUUAAAUUUCUUUGUACAAUGGGGAAAAAA
Molecule: messenger RNA, 6670 nt
Organism: Siniperca chuatsi (mandarin fish)
Lineage: Eukaryota; Metazoa; Chordata; Actinopteri; Centrarchiformes; Sinipercidae
Gene: mki67
Product: marker of proliferation Ki-67
Exons: 17
Coding region: 201-6413 (2070 amino acids)
Biological process (GO): regulation of chromosome segregation; regulation of mitotic nuclear division
Cellular component (GO): chromosome; nucleus
Molecular function (GO): protein binding
Source: RefSeq, a predicted model, not a curated record